AAACCACCGCAUAUGUGCUUGCCAAACACGCGAUGCAUGGCUGGCAGGUUGGCAUCAUGAGGUCAGCGCUAACCAGUAUCCAACUGAUGCACCCAUGCAAAGGAAUUAUUUUGCACACCUUUAAUUCUGAUUUAUGCCAGACAUUGUGAACCGAAAUGGAUACAGACGUGGAUUUAACGGAACUUGAUGACUGGUUGGGAACCCUUGAGGAACUACAACUGGGGUUGGAAAAGGAUAGAGCCUCCUCACAAACCCUGAACACCAGUUUUUCGAGCACUCCAAACGCCAGUCAGCAAACCAACCGACCUUCUUACGUCAAUCGUACAUUCCAAAAUGAUCAGAAAAGUCCACGCAGAGCGAUCCCACCAGUUAGGGAAUCUAGUGUACCAUUGAGCUACUCGACGAGGGAGACCAGUUCUCUCGCAGAGGCACGCUCCCCAGUUCGAAAACUGUCUUUCGCCAAUGACCGCACUGUCUCGGUGCAACUUUCGCAGGCGCGGCUUUCAGGAUCCGGCGAAGUCCCAUUGAAUGGCCGAGCUUGUGUACAUAACGCUUUGUUUGGAAAAGGUUUCAAAGAGGCGACCGCCGAACGGGAUUUAAGUAGUCUGUUGCGGGACCUCGAGGUUGUUGAGGAACGAAUGAAGGAGCUCGAACAAGAGAACAAUGUAUUCACGAGAAGAUACAGUCUGGCCUCUUCUCCAACGACCAGUCAACCAGUGAACUCUAUGUCCAACGGUAACGGCUUUACACGAAAUGAUGUCCAAACCCGAAGGUCAGAUUCAGUAUAUACUCGGGCAGAGAACGGUUUCAUCUCUGCACAGUGGGCGGCCGAGGUAAACCGCGACAUCAAGCCUGAAGUAUCUGUGAUAAAGUCCGUUUCGUCAGACUCAGCUCCUCCGGCGUGUUUGGGUGCUGGAGAUGCUUGUGUUAGCCCACCAACCUCACCUCAACCAAACACCCCUUCCAUGGCCUUACUUCAAGCCACAGAAGCAGGUCUGUGGUGCGUCCAGAAUAGCCCUUCAAGACCGCAGACACAUACAACCACGGUCGGAAAUGGAUCACACGUCAUCGCCUCCACAGAACAGCACACCAACAGACCGUGUCCGACCAGUCCACUACGAAAAACACCAGGUUUAUUCCCGAACGGAGAAGCCCACUACAUGUAUCAGAACUACGAGACUCAAGAGAAAGUUAUUGAAGAAAUGAAAGCCCUGGCCGCUCAACGGGCACUUCGCUCCCCAAUUUACGCAAAUGAUGUUCAGCUGGGAACCGCAACUUCGUCACCCCAGACAUACAUUCCUACCAGCAGACAAACCCCUAUUCCACCUCCUCGCCAGUAUGUGGAAUCGCCACAUAUCGUCAGUCCGAACAGUUGUUCCAGCCCUGUGUCGCAGCAACAAUGCCAACUGGUAAAGAAGCUGGCACGCGAUGGAGACGACGACAGUUCACUUAGUGGAAUCAGCAGUUGGAGUCCUGGUCAGCCACCUGCUACACAAAAGCGAGACCUGAUCAAAGGCACAACGCUUUCACCGCCUAGUAUGACUGAUCGUCUUUCCGGUUCUCUUAGUCCUUCAAGUUCGACGUCUGAUAAAUCGGGUUCCGACCAUGCUGAUGGCAAUUUAGCACUACAUGGAUCCCGUAGAACUCUUGACCAAAACAAUGUCAAAAAGCUGGUCGUUCGCAUUUUCCGUCCUGACAAAACAACCAAAGCAAUCAUGAUUGAGGAACGAAUGAAUGCUGGCGAGGUGGCAAGUUUGCUGAUCGAGAAGAAUUUUCUCAAACCUUCAACCAGCCUAGCUGUUGUGGAGAAGGUGCCGGCCCUCAAAAUUGAACACGUCUUUGAAGAACACGAGAACGUGGCCGAUUGCAUUCUCUCCUGGCCAACCGGAAGUCAGAAUAUGUUAUUUUUCGAGGAACGCAAAGACCACUUUGGGUUUAUAGAGUCACCAAAACUCUGGUUCGGAGAGGAAUUCGCUGAAGUUCACCGGUACAACAGUGCAGAUGCUGUACAGAUGAUGCUUAACAAUAUCGAUCAGGCUGGAUUUCCCGAGUGGCGAGACUACUUGUAUAUUCGAAAGCCGGGUGAAAAAACCUGGUCGCGUCGUCUGUGUGUGCUACGCAGUUCCGGUUUGUACACAUCCAAAAAGAAUAAAAAGACCCUUGCAUCAUUUUCAAUUGUACACAACCACUGGUGGCUGGACACGACUAAGAGCACCUACGCCGCACGGAUUCGCCUUCAAACCCUAUUCAGCACAGGAUCCGGCGUCAACACAUGUUUUCUGUUUUUGUGCAACAGACGAGAAAGCUUUACGUCACUGGGUGUGUCGCCUUCGAAUAGCGAAAUUUGGAAGGCAACUAUUCGUGGACUAUCAAAAUGCCAUGGCUCGAAUACAACGGCAAAUAGCCAUGACAUACGGUGUCCCCACUGGACUUCACGGGAUGAAUGGCUCACUGAGCGCAUGCAUUCAGCGCAAGUCUUCCUUCGAUAUUCUGUCUUCCUCAGCAUCAACAGCUGCCCUGCUGCCCGCCGGCAGUGCUUCAAGCCUCGUCGCUGGAACUGGUUCGCCCUCGAUUCCAAAGCGAAGUUGCCUUGGAAACAAUUAUAAUUUGUAUGACCAAAGGUAUCCAGUCGCACCCAUGACAAAAGAGGCAGGCCAGCCGCAGCAACGAAAUCAAGAGAACAGCAGACCGGUUUCUCCCCUUCUCACCCGAAAUACAUCAUCUUAUUCGGCACCUAGAUCACCAUCUUACCAGAACAAUCCAGCAUUCACCCGCGGAGACCACAGUCCAGUUGCAAGGGUUAAUUUUGUCCUGCCAAAAUCUGGCCCCGGGACUGAGGACACAUCCCAAGACGCAAAGCCCCAUAAAUCGAUGAAUUAUAUUUGAUUUUCUAAAACUGAAAUUCCAGAGUUAUAUUCCAGAUUGUGAGCACAAGUUCUCACUUUCAUUUUUGAAACUUCAAAAUCGCCCUUCUGUACUCAUCUGACAUUUGGUAAUAUGAUCUGUGUAAGUGUUUAGACUAUUGUAAAUAAAUUUCCCGCACUUACCAACUAUUGCCAAAAGUUGCAACCAUAGAUACCAACAGAUCUCACUUUAUGUAACCGGAAACCGCUGAUCGAUAUAAUGCACCUAUCAUGCGCCAACGAACCGGUUCAAGCUUCAGCUAAUUCAUUUAUCCACACAUUUGCCUUUUGGCUGUCGGCGCUUUUGGUAAACACGCUCUGCUUCCGAAUUUUCUAAGCCUUUUUUCAAUUAUCCCAAAACUCUGUGCCCAAUAACUGGGCUGUUAUCCACACAUUGUCCGCUGUCACUUUCUCCACUGAUUUAGACAAUCGACGAACGUUCCAAUACCCUGUUGUGUAUCAGUCAAGCGCAGUUGGCGAGUUUUCAAAUUUGAUAACUCACACGACAAUCGCAUGAUUAUACUUCCCACCAAAAAUUUGGCUUUAUCAUUCGAUUGCAUUGCCUUUUGACCUUUCUGCUUUUGCAACAUAAUACUUCAUGGUUUUUAUUUCCCAGUUCUUUGAGUUAAGCAUUGGUGCGUUGUGAUCGCAGGUAGCUUUUGAAUCGAACUUUGAC
This is a messenger RNA of Opisthorchis viverrini, 3579 nucleotides long. RefSeq lists its product as hypothetical. The record is from RefSeq and is a predicted model, not a curated record. The coding region runs from base 156 to 2606 and encodes 816 amino acids. The transcript has 13 exons. Gene Ontology annotation, biological process: signal transduction. Lineage: Eukaryota; Metazoa; Platyhelminthes; Trematoda; Opisthorchiida; Opisthorchiidae.